Molecule: messenger RNA, 2014 nt
Organism: Aspergillus ibericus CBS 121593
Lineage: Eukaryota; Fungi; Ascomycota; Eurotiomycetes; Eurotiales; Aspergillaceae
Product: U4/U6-U5 snRNP complex subunit PRP3
Exons: 1
Coding region: 217-1893 (558 amino acids)
Biological process (GO): mRNA splicing, via spliceosome
Cellular component (GO): U4/U6 x U5 tri-snRNP complex
Source: RefSeq, a predicted model, not a curated record
CUGCAUUGUUGACGUCUUUGCGCCCGUUCGCUGGCUUUCUCCCCGUCCUUCUAUCAUCACCAACCUCAGCUGCUCUGCUGAUCUUUGUGGGUGAGUGGAGCAUUCUUUGUCUCUCAGAUCAUGGCGGACGUAUCAGGCAACAUGCUGAAGCGGCCUCACCCCGAGGACGAAGACAAGAACUCACAGAAAAGACCGCGUUCCAAUCAUGGAUCUCCAAUGCCCGCCCAAGGGGCGCCCGCCGCGGGCAAAGUGGACAUUGAGAAGAUGGUGGCCGAAGCAAGAGCAAAGGCAGAAGCUGUGCGUGCUAGACUGCAAGCAGCCAAAGGCAUAACGCCAUCACCCACACCAGCUGCCUCGAGUGCAAGCCCGACGCCUCCUGCAGCUAGUCCGGCCAUGUCAAGAUUGGAACAGAUGAAAGCGAGGGUCGCAGCUGCUACCGGGCGCGCCAACGCCGCAGCAUCUCAGCAACGAAUUGUGCCCACGCCAGCACCUCCACCUCCUCCGUUUGAAGAUGACGAUGAUGGUUCGUCGCGAGCUCGGGGUGGUCUGGAUGUCGGUCUUCACCCCGCCUUGCUUGCCGACACACUUGAAUACCGGGGUGGGAAAGGACGACAGACUUCACAAUCGAAAAGCCGACGGACUGAAUCUCCAGCUACAGCGGGAAGGCCAGAUCGAGCCGGUCUUGAUCUAUCUGGUCCAUCUCUGGAAGAGAUCAAGAGCAAUCCAUACUUCGACCCGAAUCUUGGCCCGAAAGCAACGGUUGCGAAGCCACGACAGACACGACAGCUCAUCUUUAACCAGAAGGGCAAAUACAUACAGCAGGCGGCUGCUCUCCGUCGGCAAGCCCAGUUGGAGGCUAUGAAAAAGCGGAUUGCGGAGAGAGCACGACAGGCGGGUAUCGACGAAGACUUGGACGUGGAGAAAGGUUUCCUCGUGCCGGCUCCCCCGGCGAUUGAAUGGUGGGACGAAGGUCUGGUCGACGGCGAAGACUAUUCGGCCAUCGAAAAUGACCAGAAUCUCAAAAUCGACACUCCCGAUUCGAUCAUCACACUUUACGUCCAACAUCCGGUUCUCCUUGAUCCUCCGCAGGAAAAGCUUAUGCCAGCACAGAAGCCCAUGUACCUUACACCGAAGGAACAGGCGAAGAUCCGUCGCCAGCGCCGAAUGGCAGAUCUGAAGGAGCAACAGGCGAAGAUCCGACUGGGUCUUGAGCCAGCUCCUCCGCCAAAGGUCAAGAAGUCUAACCUGAUGCGGGUUCUGGGUGAACAGGCCGUCAAAGAUCCCACGGCCGUGGAAGCACGUGUGAACCGAGAAAUUGCAGACCGUCGUGAGAAGCACGAGGCUGCCAAUGCGGAGCGCAAACUUACGAAGGAGGAACGCCGGGACAAGCUUGCCCGACAGCAGGAGAAUGAUGCUGAAAAGGGUAUUUUUAUGACAGUUUAUCGGAUCGAUAGCCUCGCCAACGGACGGAACCGCUUCAAAAUCAGUAAGAACGCCGAGCAGAACGCGCUCACAGGGGUGUGCGUCAUGCAUCCUCGGUUCAACCUGGUGAUUGUAGAAGGAGGCUCGCAUUCUAUCAACAACUACAGGAAGCUCAUGAUGAACCGGAUUGAUUGGACCGAGAAUGCCGGCCCUGGCGCUGUGCGUGAGGGCAACCGGGAGGCCCAGGCUUCAUGGCUAGCUGCCGAAGAUGAGCAAACCGGCGAUCUGAAGGAUCUCAGCUCCAACAUAUGCGACCUCGUCUGGGAAGGUCAAGUCAAGGGGCGAGCAUUCCGGAAGUGGCUCGGCGCACGAAUUUGCGAAACCGAUUCUCAAGCCAAGGAUGUUUUGGCCCGCGCAAAGUUGGAAAACUUCUGGGUUUUGGCCAAGAGCGCAAAACAAAGCGAGUCGUGAGCUGUCCACUUGCAAGUAUACCAAGACACCUAACAUUAUCACGCUUUCACACCCAAUUACUCCAUGUAUCAUACACCUUAAGACACCUCCCACAAUAAUUCCGGUAGUGAGGCUAUAACAC